Molecule: messenger RNA, 624 nt
Organism: Emiliania huxleyi CCMP1516
Lineage: Eukaryota; Haptophyta; Isochrysidales; Noelaerhabdaceae
Exons: 3
Coding region: 1-624 (207 amino acids)
Molecular function (GO): GTPase activator activity; protein binding
Source: RefSeq, a predicted model, not a curated record
AUGUGGCCUCUCGUCUACGCGGCGAUCGGAUCACAGCUUGACGGCAUACUCAAGGACAACCUGCCCGAAGACAUGCAUGACAGCCUGCCCGCGGAGCAGUGCGGCACCUACGACAUGCUUGAGGACCCAUUUUCAGCGCCGAAAGAUUAUGUUUUCCGGCUCGACGGCUGCAACGCAGUCAUCCUUCCCAAAUUCGCGCUGCGGGACGACGGCGCCGUGGCGCUGUCGCAAGCAAUCAAAGGCAACCCGUCAUUGAGGCUCGAGGCUCUCAACCUGUUCUACACGGGCAUGGCGGAGGCGGGCGUGGAGGCCAUAGCCAAGGCGAUCGGCUCGGGAACGCAACACGCACUCCUGACUCUCCUGCUCGGCGACAACCAAGUCGGCGACGGCGUCUUUGCACUGGCGACCGCUGUCAAACGGCUGCCCUCUCUCAUCGUGCUGGACCUCUCCCGGGCAAACAUCGGCGACGCCGCCAUGUGGGAGGGGGGCGCGACCUCCGGCGCCGCCGUCCUCUUCACGGCGCUCGGCGUCUCUUGCCCGUGGCUGAGCAACCUCUCCCUUCGGCGCAACGGCGAGCUCGCCGACGAGGCGGCGCAGGCGCUGGCAGCCGGCGUGCUCGUCUAG